This is a messenger RNA of Drosophila subobscura, 4878 nucleotides long. It is a transcript of the gene nkd, whose product is annotated as protein naked cuticle. Gene Ontology annotation, cellular component: cytoplasm. Gene Ontology annotation, biological process: negative regulation of Wnt signaling pathway. The record is from RefSeq and is a predicted model, not a curated record. The transcript has 5 exons. Bases 1289 to 4186 code for a protein of 965 amino acids. Lineage: Eukaryota; Metazoa; Arthropoda; Insecta; Diptera; Drosophilidae.
CGUUUGUACCGUUCAGUUUGUUUUUGUCGGGCCAUUUGCGAGAGUCGUGUGUCGUUCCGUGAGAUACAACCAGCGAAGCAGAGAUAUUCUCGUCGUUCUAGAAGAUACGCCGCGGCAUACAACAGUCACAGCCACGGACCAAAAGUGAAGUUUGUUCCCCGCCCAACCAAAAGAUAUCGAAAGAAAAUCAAAUAUAAAUUGAAAGAAAAAACGUAUCUGUGAGAUACGCACGCGACAAGUGAGAGAGAGAGAGCAAAUUCAAGUGAAAAAGCUAAAAACCCGAAAAACCCGCCCCCGCAACAAUAACACCCCCCGGCAUAAGUCCACCCCAGCCCCAGCGUUGCGUGGCCUCACACAAAAUUCAUUUGGAAAUAAAUCGUUUGUGUUUUUUUUUUGUUUUUAGCCUUUUUGCUAAAGUACAAGUAGCUUUGUUUUUGUUGUUAAUUCGCUAGCCGCCGCCAAGUUAUUUACGUCGACGUCGCGCAACAACAACAACAACAACGCAGGCAAACAGUUACAGCAGCGAUAACAACAAAAACAACAAAUCGUGUCGGGGCGAAAAAUGUUUUACAAUUAAAAUUGCGCGCGGGCAAAAGUAUCUGGCAGAUACGCAAAACACACACACAGCACAUACAGAGGGCGCAAUAUGCGCAAAUUAAACUAAAAUGCAGCAUAUCAGAGCUGUAAAAACUUUUACGACGACUACUCCACCCCCUCCGGCCACUGCCACAGCCUCUCAACGGAGUGAGAGAGAGUCCUGUUCCUGCCACCCGCACAGUCGAAAAUAAUACCCAGAUACAAAUUAAGGUCGCUCAGCGGCAGCGCAUAAAACAGGAACAACAACAAAAAUCCAGAGGGAAACGCGGGGACAACAACAUUGCAGAAGUUUCUACCUGAGGAGAGUAUAUUAGAGAGCCCAGGACAACUGCGGGAUCCGGGGAUCCUUAUACAAAAGGAUAUCCAGCAGGGGAGCAGAACCCACACACACACACAAAGGCCGUAAAACAUUUUGGGCUGCUGCAGCAGGUCGUCCUGCGACUCCGCCUCCUCCUCUUCCUCUGGCUCUGUGUCGGCUCGUAAAUUUUCAACCCAAGCUAGCAACGAGCCAACACCAACCAACCCCACAGCCAAACAAAACAACAGCAAGAGCCGAAAUAUCCAAGAAGUAACUGCAUCUACAGCUAACCAGCAAAAGGAAACAUACAAACAAAUACAUACAUAUAUUUAUACAUAUACAUACAUAUAUUUAUAUAGUGGAGUGUAUACAUAUAUAAAUAUUCUCGCAGAGAUGGCGGGCAACAUUGUCAAAUGGUGGAAGCAUAAAAUACUCGGCGGCUACAAACAAUUCUCAGUCCAGGAAUGCACCACAGACUCCGAGGAGCUGAUGUAUCACCAGGUGCGUGCCUCCUCCUCGUGCAGCGCCCCGCCCGACCUGCUGCUGGUCAGUGAACGUGACAAUAAUAUACAACUGCGAUCGCCGGUGGUUAAUAUAAUCACCACACCGCCGGGCAAUGCCUCCGGCACGGCUGGACACAAGCAGCUGCAGCAGCAGGGGCACCAGCAUCACCAGGCGCUGCCCCAUACCCAUGCCAGCAGGCACCACCAUCAGCAUCCCAUGCAGCUGCCGCAGGACAUGAGCAGCAGUGGCAGCCACACAAAGCAUUUGCGCAUCAGCAGCAGCAGCGCCGGGGGCAAGCAUGGCAAAUAUGCAAAUGUGCAACAGCAGACGGUGCCGACAGGCGUCGAUGAGGAUGUGGUCGAUGCGGCAGCAGCGUCAGCAGCGGCCCAGCCCUCAGCCCAACAGCAGCAGCAACAUUCGCGGCACUUGCACCACCACAAGGAGGAACGCAUCCGCUUGGAGGAAUUCACCUGCGACGUAUCCGUUGAGGGUGGCAAGUCCUCGCAGCCGUUGCAAUUCUCGUUCACGUUCUACGAUCUGGAUGGGCAUCAUGGCAAGAUAACAAAGGAUGACAUCGUGGGCAUUGUGUACACCAUAUACGAGUCCAUUGGCAAGUCCGUGGUGGUGCCCCACUGCGGCAGCAAGACAAUCAAUGUGCGCCUCACCGUCAGUCCCGAGGGUAAAUCGAAAUCCGCACAACAGCCCCUGCCUGCGGCAGCAUUCGGCGGCGGCAACAACAACAACAAUAGCAGCAGCAACAACAACAAACUGAAGAAGUUGCCCAUGGGACUGGCAGCUGCGAUGGCGAAACAAGUGAACGGCGGCAGUGGCGGAGGAGCGCUAACGACAUCCGCCGGCACACGCCGUCAGCAUCGGUAUCGACCGCGCAAACUGAUUAAGUCCGAUGACGAGGACGAUGACAGCAACAGCGACAAGGAGAAGGAUGCACUGGCUGCAUCCGCAGACCGCGCCGACCAGCAGCCAAGUGGGAGUGGCGGCACCAAGGGCGCUGGAGGCAGCAAGAGCCAUCACCAUCAUCAUCAUGGCAGAUACCAGCAGAAGAGCAGCUCGAAAGUGGAACAGUGCUGUGUCGGAGCUGCCGCGGAGCUCCAGCAAACGCCGGACAAUACCUACGAGAAUAUGCUGAAUCUCAAACAGGAGCAGCAGCCACAGCAGCCAAGUAACGAUGUGGCCGAUUGUCCUUCGCAUCGCCAGUCGCAUCAUCAGCGGCAGCAGGACAUCUACAUGAAGCAGGCCACUCAGCGCGUGAAGAUGUUGCGGCGGGCGCGCAAACAAAAGUACCAGGAUCACUGCAUGGAGACGCGACAGCGCAGCCUCUCGGUGGGCAAUGAUUGGCAGCAACGCCACUUGCCACAGUCGCAGCAGCCACAAGCGGCAAAUAAGAGCGCCUCGGUGUCGCCACCACCGCCCAGUGGUGGUGAGCUAAUGCUGGACGGAGUGCAGCUGCGUCAGCCACGUCAUCAUCAGUCCCAAACCCAAUCCCAUCAUCAGCAGCAGCAGCAGCGCAAGUCCGCCGAGUGCUGGAAAUCGGCGCUGAAUCGCAACGAUUUGAUUAGCAUCAUCCGGGAGAGCAUGGAGAAGAAUCGUCUGUGUUUUCAGUUGAAUGGAAAACCCCAAGCCAAUGUGAGUCCCAUACGGCAACCGGCAGCACAACAACAACAACAACAACAGCUACGCCAACGCUCCAGUACGGGAUCGAAAAUUCCAACACUAAUUGCCAACCACAGUCCUGCCGCCCAGUCUCCGGUCAGCUGCAGUCCAACUUGCAGCCAUCCGGCAGCAGCCACCUGCAACAUUCCGGCGGCGUCAGCAGCACAGGCACAGGCACAGGCCCAGGCACAGGCGGCCAUCGAGCAGGGGGGAGCAGGUCAUCAUCACGACCACCCCCAACCGCACAUACCCAUCUACCAUCAACAGUUGGCCAUUAAUCCGGCCGUGCUGGCAGCCCAGCACAGUCACAACAGUGCCCACAACAAGCUAAAUCUCUGUGGCUACGACUCGUUCCUUCAUGCCACAAUCUGUGGCGGCGGCUCGGCCGCCCACUCGCCACCACCGACGACGACGACGACGACGACGCCCAGCAAUGUGGCCACAGUGCAGCCCAUACCCAAGAAGAGUCACAAUCAAAAGAGUCUGCUGCAAGGCUACCAGCGACUGGAGCAGCAACAGCAACAGCAGCAACAGCAACGGUCCAGCAAGGACUACAAAAACUACGGCAAUCUCAUCUAUGCCAAGCUGAGCGAACAGCUGCAGCAGAAGGAGCGGGAGCAGCGCAGGCAUCGCCACAAGCAGCAGCAUCAGCAGCAGCAUCAGCAGCAGCAUCAGCAGCAGCAGAGCCAACUGCAGCAGCAGCAGCAGCCACUUAAACCCAAGGAGGAAUCUCUACCAGAGCAGCAGCGGGAGCAACAGCAGCAGCGUCCACCCACCUCGAGCUCUAGUUCGACGGGCUCGAAGAUCUUUGGCGAUGCCUUGGAGUGCGCCCAUCUGCUGGCCAGCGAGGAGGAGGAUCUGCCGGCCAGCCCACCGCUGACCAGCACACCCAGCAAGGUCGUCAGCACCGACACCCUCAUCGAUCUGAAUGACGAUGUGGGCGAGGCAGUGGCCGAAGCCGUCACCGAGGGUGGCAAGGCCCUGGAGGCAGACGAGGAUGAUUCGCACCAAGAGGUGGAGCUGGACACCAGUGCCUCCAGCUCGAUGAUUCAUCGCUAUGUGCACGAGCACAUUCACCAUCACUACCAUCACUUCAAGGAGCAGCAGGAUGUGUGAAGUGUGAAGGAUACCUACCCCCUAAAACCCACAACUAGAACGAAUGAAACUAUAAACUAUUUGCAUGUUGCUUAUGUUUUUCGGUCCAAAUGGACUAAUAAGUAGCGCCAAUUGUAAUUUAAAGUUAGCAUUUAUCAGCCCAAGAAAAUAUUCGAAUCACCAGUCUAUAUGGGUAUCGUAUAUCGUAUAAAGCCUUUCUAUAGCUUAUGCAAAAAACCAAAAUUAAAAUGCGCCUUUUUUCCUUGGCAACAUUCGAAUCACCGCUUUUUGCUACGCUAAUCGACCUAGCAACAUGUUGCAGCAACACACAUAUCACGUAUCAAAGCGCGCUGGCAGCAUGUUGCGCCCAAGCAUUUUGUGUUGCUGACAAAAAAAAACUACAACUAAAACUACAAAAAAAGUACAGAAAUGUGUGGAAAAUGACUCUAUUGUUUAGUGAAAAUUAUUAAAUUAAUUGAAAUUGUUGUCUAUAAUAUGAAAUUUUAUGCAACGCUUUUUAGGUGUAUAGAAAGGAGCAGGCGAGGAGGACUCCUUAUGCGAGUUUUAAGUUAUCUACCGAGAUAUCGUGUAUAUUUAUGUUUUUUUCGAAGCCAAUUUAUUUUAAACACUACUAGAAUUAGUUUCUAACACUAACCGCCAACAAGACAAGCAACAAUGCAACUAAACAAAAACAGAAACAAAAAACAAAACAA